Cooperia oncophora is the source of this 468-nucleotide messenger RNA. Lineage: Eukaryota; Metazoa; Nematoda; Chromadorea; Rhabditida; Trichostrongylidae. The record is from the annotation of a GenBank genome assembly.
AUGUGCAUCAUUACGACGCUGAAUUGGGGACUGCGUAAUGGUGGUGGUAUUGGUGAUGUGUUAAGGAAUAUCGGUCCUGAUAACGAUAAAGAGGAUGUGCUGAAGAAUACAUGUUUCAUCUGCGGAUUAGAGCGUGGAAAGUUCGAUAACCGAUCAGUGACAUUCGAAGACCAUCAAGCUGAAGAACACAAUCUAUGGCAUUACCUCUAUUUCAUCGUAUGGCUGCAAAUCAAAGACGAAACCGAGUUCACCGGACCGGAAAGUUAUGUUGCGCAGUGUGUAAAGGAUCGUAAUCUGGACUGGUUCCCACGAAUGCAGGCGAUAUCACUGCAAGAUGGCGACAGCGAAACGGACCAGCCAGAAAUUGCAGCGAUUCGUGAGCAACUACGACAGCAAAAUCAGUCGAUUCGCGACCUUACGGCUACAAUCGACGACCUGAGACAGUUUAUCCUCGAAAUGAGGCCAUAG